Podospora pseudocomata is the source of this 3011-nucleotide messenger RNA. RefSeq lists its product as uncharacterized. The record is from RefSeq and is a predicted model, not a curated record. The coding region runs from base 393 to 2435 and encodes 680 amino acids. NCBI's taxonomy places the organism in Eukaryota, Fungi, Ascomycota, Sordariomycetes, Sordariales, Podosporaceae. The transcript has 2 exons.
ACAAUUUCCAGAUUAUCAAUCCCAAGAUUGCGAUCACGACUUUUAUGACUGACCACCACCUGCCAUUGCAUUCACCCUUUUUUGUCGCACAUUUUUCAUGGUGCAGGUCUAGCACACUUUUACACACAACCACAACCAUAUCCUACCCAUUGUAUUUUGGGCACGACAAGAGCUUUUAUCUUGAUCCGAACCCUGAUAACAAACGAGAGUGAGGGUGUAAAUAGACUUCGACGCACGGGGAGAAGCCACCACCCCCUCCGCAGGACAAAAAGACAAGACAACACCCUGUCGUCAUUCGGCAAACCACCUACCAACUGCGCAAACCCAACAUCAGUCCCUUACAGAAUCGCUUUGCAUGACACCACAAUAACAUAUACCUUCAACACUCGACCAUGUCUAUGCCGUCGAGUCCUGCCGGUGGCGGCACCACCACCACAACACCCCUCCAGCCCAUGUCGCAUAACCAACAACGCGAGCGCGAUCCCGCUCUCUUCUCGCCCACCCAGACUAGAGGUCGCGGCCUGACCCUCGGAGCUUCCACGGACAAUGCGCGCGACAGCUCGGUUCACGAAAAGAUUAACCAGUUCAACUCGCUCGCCGUGCAAUCAAAACAACUCGAGCGCAAGACCGCCGAUGCCGCCCUCAAGCGCGCCAUGCUUGGCCGGGAGGAGGCCGAGAGCGAAAUGCGCCGCUACCGUGACGAGUGUAGAAUGCUCAGGAGGGCGGUAGAGGAAGGGAGAGAACGGGAACGAAAAGUGGGCGAGAGACUGGAGACAGUAAUGGAGAGCUAUGGACGCGCAAAGGAGACACACGAACACACCAAAGAACUCUGGGAGAAGGAGAUCCGUCGCGCCCGAAAGGAGACCUUCAAGACCCAGAGUGCCUUUGUCAAGCUUCAGGAAGAGCUCAAGAAUUCUCGGAACGCCCACAGGUCGACCGAAGAGGAGCUUCAUCGCGAAAAGCAGCUAUGCUCUGAACGGGCACAGGACGCUUUUACCGCCAAAUACCAGCUUGUAGCUCUUCAGAACCAACUUGAGCAGGCUCUCGAAAAGAUCAAGACACUUGAGCAGGAACGUGACUCGCUCAAAACGAUGGUCGAACAAGAGAAGCAGCUCCGGCUAGUGGCCGAGGAGGGCAAACGCCCCGCAUCCGACGACGAGAGAAUUACGCCACGCAAGCGACCACGGACAUCCUCCAUCAGCUCAUCAUCGUCCGAUGUACCCGACUUUGAGGAGAUCACCCGGAAAUGGGAGUGGGAGAAGCAGCGCGCCGACAGGGCAGUGCAGCAAGUGCAGUUCCUCGAGACCGAGUGCCGGUUGAGAGUCUGCGCCGCGGCCAAAGCCUUUCGUCGAAGCAGUUCAAGCCGGGGGAGCACAAGCACUAGUCGUCGAUCCAGCCCCCGACGCAAACGACCCAGUCUCUUGAGAAUCGCAGAUGCCGCCGACGCUGUCAUCAUUGGAGGCAACGCCGAGCCGUCUCCUGAUCUCGCCUCACCAAAGCGUUCCAAGACCGACAUGCUCAGGGAGGAGCUGGGCUCUCGGAAUGACAGGUUCUUUACACCGGUUGAGCAACCUGUACGUUAUUCUCGCACGCCGAGCGUUGACCCGCCAGAUUUCGCGAUGCUUGAUAAGGACAGGACAUCGCUACUGUCGUUGCUCGACGCCCCCCAUAGAGAGGAGAGCCCAGCGUUGACGUUUAGCAUUCCCACCGUUCCAGCACCCGCCCCAGCCGCAACAGUAAAGCAGGUUGUUCGGCAAGAAGAACCGGAAUCGGAUGUCGAGGUUCAUAGAUCGGUCCCGCAUCCUGUGCCAGAGCCUGUUGUUCCCGUCCAUCAAGAACCGUCCCCCCGUUCUGCCGCGCCUUCGACCGACCCUUUGCCAUCUGUCAAGACCCUCAGCAACGAGCUACCAGCCCCUGCUCCGCGUCCUCACACCUCGAAUUCGUUUCAUCGGUUCCGGGAAGCCGCCGCCAAAGCCGCGCUUACUGUUGUGACAACCACGACAAAGGUGCCACUCAAAGACGAGAACAAGGACCCGAACCUCGCUUCCAAGAUCAUGAAGAUGCAAAAAGAACAACAAUACCAAACUCCCAACCGAGGGAAUAUCUCAGCCGGGAGUGAAAACGAGUGGGACAAGCCAAGCUUUGACGUGACGAACCCGGCGUUGACGCCCACCAUGACGAGGGAGGAGGCUCUAGAGCAGAUAAGAGAUCGGAGAGUCCGGGCUAGGAGUGCCGGGCGUUCUGGUGGUGCUGCUGGAUCUCAGGGAACCCUGUCGAGGAAGGUGUCGACUGAGACGAUGAAGAGUGGCAGCGGGCCAAGGGGGAGGGAGCAGGAGAGGAGGGAUGUUAGUGUGCAGAGCGCGCCAACUGUCAUGACGGGGAAUAGGGAGCCCAGCAGGGGGGCGGUUGUGGGGGGGAGAAGGGUGAGGGGUUGAAGUACGACGAUAAAUGAUUGGAAAGUGGCAAGGGAGAGGAGGAGGAGGAGUCAGGAUAUGACAUGAUAUCCCUUACUGUUUGACUUUUUUUUUGUCGGCUUCGGAUUUGUAUACACCCCUCUCAGCACACACACACACACACACACACACACAUACACACAACACCCGGUUUGCGGUUUUUUUUCGGUUCAGUUUUCAGCAGCAUCAUCAUCACAUGGAAAAAGGAAAGGGGUAACACAGGACAUUUUUGCAUUUCCUCAGGAGUUGCGAGGUUGUCUCUUUUUUUGACUUCUCCGGGUCUGGAUGCCAAUGGAUGGAAACUGCAAAAUCAUCAUUACAACUCUGAAACUGGACAAAAACUGGGGAAGCUUUUCUUACUUGGCGCUCUGGUGUUUCUUUUUAACUGGACGGACGGACGGCUGGCACAAACUUCUAUAAUACCCCUAACCAUUUUGUGUUUUUUCUUUUUUUUCUGUUUGGCUCUUGAAAUCAUUUUCAAGGAACGCAUGGGGUUGGGUGGGAAAGUCUGGCCAAGCGUUUUGCGUUCAGGGGUUGCUGGUUGGGUACUGUCGACGA